AUGCGCUGGCUUGCCCCACCGACCCGACGCGAAUUAACAUUACUCCUUUUCUGCUCAACGGUAUUUACACUCGCUUAUAACUUCGAAAACACCCUUCGUUAUGUUGGAUUUGACGCCUAUUCAACCCGAGGAGCUCUUCUUACUCGGUUCGGGUUCACACCUGCUAAUACUGUAGUGGGGACGUUGUUAGGAGAUGGAAGAAAAGUCGGAGAUCUAAGGGAUCAAAUGGAUAACAUCAUAAUAUGGAAUGGUGAAGAUAACAAGAUCAUCAAAAUAUACUCCGAGUCCAAGGGCGCGUAUGUGGAAUAUGGUACAAUCGAGGCCGGUCAGCCGCUAGGGGUCGGAGCACAUUCAGCCAUGUGGAUAAGCCAGGCGAGAUUGGAAGAACUGUGGCCAAAUAGAUUGGCUGCGAAAAGUGUUAAAGAAGGUUUCUGGAGAUGGAACGAGGAUGUGCCGAGGACGAAGUUAAUUCGACACCUGCCUGGCUACACAGUUCUCGACCAACCUGUCGUCCUCAAUAAUGUGAUAUACAUCGUCACAGACGAGCCGCACUCAUUUCCUGAGCUCAGUUCCAUCACCAGGUCCAUGUUGGAUAAUAUGCGGGUGAUUUCGACGCAGCAAGCUAGAAUUGUGUUGGGCAAGUACGGAGGAAGGAUACACGGCGUAUCAUGGAUGUGUACCGAAACCAUACCUCAAGACACCGCUCUACUCUCGCUAUGGUCCAUGCACUCCACCUUGUCCAACUCCUCCAUCGACUCAUCUCCUGCAAAGAUUUCGUCUUCGUUUCCACCAGACUCGUUUUCGCCCGCUCGUCUAAUCCUCCCCCUUACACCCACUUUCACUGAUCCCGAUAACGACGAAAACGGGAACAAGAAACCGAAUUUCCCAUUUAAUUAUGCGGAGGGAGAUAUUUUACCACCGGGCUCGCCUCCGCGCCCGCCCGUAAUUCCCCGUUACAGGUCACAUACAGGCAUCCAUCCGCUCCUUCUCAAAAUUGCAUUGCCGCAUAUGCCUGGCGUGUGGUAUAAGGAGGACUGGGACGAUUAUAUGGGUAUGGAGGUCCCUUACGUGCUAGAAAGAGUCGUCAUUGGAGAUUAUGGUGUGCAGGGAAUCGAGACCCUGUUGCAGCAACAUUCACAGUCAGGUUCAAGGGAUUGGUGGGAACCCAUACGGAAGACCGUCGUCUCGUUUUUCCAAGAUCCAAGUGAAAUUUCCCUGGACCUGAUAGAUAAUUCGAGAAAGAAAACGUUGACAUACGUUCAUCGACCUAAUUCCCUUGUGGCUGAAGAUCACAAUGCUCUCGUAAGAGCAUUGAUGAAGAUGGGUAGGGAGAAGGGGAUUGAGGUGAAUCUGGUUGACGCUGGGGCGUCAGAUGGAAUGAAUGUAGAAAAGGUCAAUACUGACGAUGUAGAAUGGGGAACACGGAUGGGUGCUAUAACCAGAUCAGAUAUUCUCCUCGCAUCUCAAGGUUCGGACAUACUCGACGGUGUGUUUCUCAGACCCUCGUCCCCUGCGAGCACGAGUAUAAUGGUAGAGUUUUUUGCCCCUUCAAACUCUCGUUCCAAUGAGGGCGAAGCAGUGGAGGUGGCUUUUCCAGGGGCUCGCGAACACGAAGCUGUGGCAAAGUCACUCGGCUUGAGGUAUAUCCCUUGGUCUAUUGACUUUUCUCCUCGUUCUUCGUCCGGUCUCGUACUUUUCACUCUCCAUAUUGAGUUUUUACGUCUUUCUUUUCACGGAAAUCUAUUUCUUCGUCCUUCCUCCUUGCAGUCUUCCUUGAUACACGCGUUCCUCUCUGACUUUUCUUCCUUUGACAGGAGAUUGACCUCAGACGAAAUCGCUAAUUCUCAGACAUUGGCACCUGAUUCCAUAUCUCAAUUAGGACACAAUGUGCCCGUGGACGCAAACACCAUUGCUCAGUUCUUGAAUGAUAUUUUGGAAUCUUUUUCCGAUAUCUAG
Messenger RNA from Lentinula edodes (shiitake mushroom), 1956 nucleotides. RefSeq lists its product as uncharacterized. Lineage: Eukaryota; Fungi; Basidiomycota; Agaricomycetes; Agaricales; Omphalotaceae. Bases 1 to 1956 code for a protein of 651 amino acids. The transcript is spliced from 6 exons. The record is from RefSeq and is a predicted model, not a curated record.